This is a messenger RNA of Drosophila arizonae, 2149 nucleotides long. It is a transcript of the gene PPO1, whose product is annotated as Prophenoloxidase 1. The record is from RefSeq and is a predicted model, not a curated record. NCBI's taxonomy places the organism in Eukaryota, Metazoa, Arthropoda, Insecta, Diptera, Drosophilidae. Gene Ontology annotation, molecular function: oxidoreductase activity.
CAGAACUAUUUCUAGUAACUGAAUUUGGUGAAUUCAAUACUCUUCUCUCUCAAUAUGAAUACCGAUUUGAAAGCCUUGGAAUUGUUGUUCCAACGUCCUUUGGAGCCGGUGUUCACCACACGUGACAAUGGCAAGACCGUCUUCGAUCUGCCUGAAAGCGUCUACACGGAUCGCUAUCGCAACAACACCGAGGAGGUCUCGAAUCGUUUUAGCCAGAAUGUGGAGACGCGCAUUCCCAUUCGAGAAGUGGCUAGAAAGCCAAAUCUUGAAUUCGCCAGCAAGCUGGGCCGCAAGCAGCAGUUCUCGCUCUUCAUCAACAAGCAUAAGGAAAUUGCCAGCCAGCUGAUUCAACUGUUCCUGGAUGCGCCCAAUUUGCAGCAGUUCGUGGCACUGGCUGCCUAUACUAAGGAUCGCGUCAAUCCUGUGCUCUUCCAGUACAGCUACGCGGUGGCCAUUGCCCAUCGCCCGGACACGCGCACUGUGCCCAUUCCCAACAUUUCGCAGGUCUUCCCCAGCAACUUUAUUGAGCCUUCCGUCUUCCAGGAUGCCCGCCAGGAGGCUUCGGUGAUUGCCAAGAGCGGUAAUCGUACCGUUUUGGAGAUACCCGCCAAUUAUACGGCCUCGGAUCGCGAGGAUGAGCAGCAUUUGGCCUAUUUCCGUGAGGAUAUUGGCGUCAAUAGCCAUCACUGGCAUUGGCAUUUGGUCUAUCCGGCCAGCGGGCCCAUGGAGAUUGUCAACAAGGAUCGUCGCGGCGAGCUCUUCUACUACAUGCAUCAUCAACUGCUCGCACGCUACAAUGUCGAGCGGUUCUGCAACCGUCUGAAGCGCACCAUACCGCUCUCUAAUCUACGCGAGGAAAUACCCGAGGGCUAUUUCCCCAAGAUUCUCUCGAGCAUCAACAAUCGCACCUAUCCGGCACGCAUCUCCAAGCAGCAGCUUAGCGAUGUCGCUCGUCCCGAUGGCAACAUUGAGAUUUCCGAGCUGGAGCGUUGGCGCGAUCGUAUUCUUGCCGCCAUUGACCAAGGCUACGUUGAGGAUACGCAAGGCAAUCGCAUUCCCCUGGACGAAGUGCGAGGCAUUGAUAUACUGGGCAACAUCAUCGAGGCGUGCAACACACUCUCCGUGAACAACCAGUUCUAUGGCAAUUUGCAUAAUCAGGGCCACACCAUCAUCUCCUUCGCCCAUGAUCCCGAUUACAGGCACUUGGAGGACUUUGGCGUAAUGGGCGACGUGACGACGGCUAUGCGUGAUCCCAUUUUCUAUAGAUGGCACGGAUUCAUCGAUACCAUUUUCAACAAGCACAAGACCUUAUUGCCCGUCUAUAAUAACACCCAAUUGGGCUUUGAGGGCAUCAAUGUGACCUAUGUGGAGGCACGCUUGGGCGCCGCUAAUGCCCGUCCAAAUACUCUGCUCACCUAUUGGCAAAGAUCUUCAGCCAAUUUGGCCGCCGGCUUGGACUUUGGACCCGUUGAGGAUGAGAACAUUACGGCCACAUUUAGGCAUCUACAGAACGCACCCUACACCUACACGUUCAACGUGACCAAUUCGGGUCCCAGGCGCUCCGGCACUUGCCGCAUCUUCAUCUGCCCCAAGACCGAUGAACGCAACCAGCCGUUGCGUCUCGAGGAGCAACGCUUGUUGGCCAUUGAAAUGGAUAAAUUUACAGUGGAAUUGAUGCCCGGUGAGAAUACCAUACGUCGUGAAUCGACAGAUUCCUCGGUGGCCAUACCAUUUGAGCGUUCGUUCCGUGCCGUUGGGGCCAGCUAUCAGCCAACCGCAGCGGAUGACCUGGCACGUUUCCGUUUCUGUGGCUGUGGAUGGCCGCAGCAUCUGCUGCUGCCCAAGGGCAAGCCCGAGGGCAUGCAAUUCGAUUUGUUUGUCAUGAUUUCGGACUACACCCAGGAUGCGGUGCAGCAGCUAAGCAACACGCCAAACGAUGCCUGCAGCACGGCCUACUCAUUCUGCGGCCUCAAGGACAAACUGUAUCCGGACAAACGCACCAUGGGCUUCCCCUUCGACAGGCGUCUGCCCAACGAUACGCUGAAUGAGCUUGUGGGCGCCUUCAGCAACAUGGCCAAAACUGACAUCACCAUUAAGUUCAAUGAUCGCGUUAUUGGCUAAAGAUUAUGAGGAUCAACAGCCAAAGCGA